AUGCGCUCCAUCGCCAUUGUCUUGCCCACCUUGGUGGCUGCCGCUGCUGCUGCCAACAAUUACACUUUCCCCGCGGGCUUCAACAUCGCUCAGCUUCUUGGUGUCUGGCUGAGCGGAACACCUGCCCGAGUAUCUGCGGUGGAAUCGCCGAUCGCAACUCAUGUGAUUCCGUAUGUUUUGAUGAACUUAAAACCCACCGUUCUCAAUGCUCACCCAACUAAUGCGAUAAAUGAACAGGACACUCUCCAAUUCUCUUGCGUUUGCAGCAACGGUACCGAGGCCGACGUGUCCCCGUACAUGCAGACCAUCCCCUUCUUUGUCUGCCAGGAAACCUACAAGCAGUGCAUUGGUGCCUCCUCGACUCAGGAUCAGGAUGAAAAGUGUACGGCCGCCCAGAAAGAAUGCGGUACACUGAACGCGACGGCCUCUUCCACCUCCUCAUCGACCACUACCUCUUCCGCUAUUUCCACCGCCACGGAGAGCGCGACCGGAAACCAGGCUGAGUCGACUGCCACGGCCACCACUACUACUAGCAGCAGUGCUACCGCUCAGACUAGCAAUGCUGCCAUUCGCCUGGUCGGAGAGCACGCCACUGGUGUGAUGGCGACCGUGCUCUUCUUUGCGGCUCGUCUCUUGCUGUAA
Messenger RNA from Aspergillus fischeri NRRL 181, 642 nucleotides. RefSeq lists its product as uncharacterized. The record is from RefSeq and is a predicted model, not a curated record. The transcript is spliced from 2 exons. NCBI's taxonomy places the organism in Eukaryota, Fungi, Ascomycota, Eurotiomycetes, Eurotiales, Aspergillaceae. The coding region runs from base 1 to 642 and encodes 213 amino acids.